This is a messenger RNA of Hypoxylon fragiforme, 1139 nucleotides long. RefSeq lists its product as uncharacterized. Gene Ontology annotation, biological process: mycotoxin biosynthetic process. The transcript is spliced from 3 exons. Bases 470 to 757 code for a protein of 95 amino acids. NCBI's taxonomy places the organism in Eukaryota, Fungi, Ascomycota, Sordariomycetes, Xylariales, Hypoxylaceae. The record is from RefSeq and is a predicted model, not a curated record.
GCCUUUUCGUCGUUCCAUGCUGGUAGCAUAUUCGUCUUUCCACUCGCAAUUCCCAUCAGAUUGAUAACCUUAGGGAGAAGAAAUCACAUUGGCAUCGAAUAUCUAAUACGCAUCACGCUUGCUAAGUAUUCACGAGGAAAUAGUAUGCCGAGAAAAUAUGAUCAGCCACUCCUCGAUCACGAUGUCGACGAUGAAAACUUAGAAAACUCCAUCUUGGUUAAUUCAGGCAAUAGAAAUCGAUUUCUAAUGGCUUCGCUUUUCUCGAACGCUCUUUUAUUAUUUACUUGCGGUCUUCUAGGUGGGGCUGUAUUUUUUCUCUCAAGUCCAAAAUAUAAUCAACAAAGCUUGUCGAGUAGCCAGAUCGUUGAGCCUUACUGCAAGUCCAAUCUACUUGAGACCUGACUGUCUUGAUUUUGCUAAUGCUUCCCAAGCCCCCGCCAAUACUUUCAUAGAGUAUGAAUACCGUCGGAUGAUAACGAACGAUACUAGAUUUACAGGAUAUCCUGGACCGGAGUGGGAGAACUCCAUGCAUAGGCUAUUGACAGGGACCCUUAUACGGAUCUCAGACGAUGAGCUAAAGCUACUCAACACCGAAUCAAUACCAUUUGAAGGCGGUGGAUAUGCCGCAGGACUUGGAGUUGCACAUAAUCUUCACUGCAUAAAACAAAUUAAGAAGUUCCUAUAUGGUGAACAUUUCUACGCCGGGCUGGACCCAAACGGCGAGGAAUACAAAUACCUUCAAGAACAUGCUGGUUAGCAACCACCCCAAUACUUGGUCCUUUCCAUCAUUUUUGACCUAAAGAUGCUAACUCGCUGUAAUGUCCAUAUGAUUAGAUCAUUGUCUGGACUACUUGCGUCAGAGCAUUAUGUGCCACUUGGAUUUUACCUUGUAUACGCUGUAUUGGGAUAAGGAGACACGAGAUAAACCAGUGCAUCACGAACCAGGAAUACAGAAAUGUGUAAGCUGGGACAAGCUGCACGCUUGGAUGCUGGAAAGGCAAGCGAAUACAGAUAUGUUAGUGGGACCAUGAGAUCGGUUACAAUAGAUUCUAGACUUGAAAUUAGAUAAAGCCAUUUUAGCAAAAGCUAUCCCAUCGGGCAACGUCAGCGUCGUCUGUAUUACAUGGAUGCUAACUCGA